AUGACAGUGUUGACGACAAUGAACGCGAGUGGGACAUCGAAGGGAAAGAGGAGCUCUUUCUCGGCCACUGCUGAACAAGUCUACACAUGUUGUUGUGGACUGCAUGUCAAGCAAGGUGUUCAAGUGAUUGCUGCAUUUUUCAUCCUCUGCGUCAUUCUGUUCCCAAUGCAAUUUUUUGACUCAAAGUUGCGGCAUCGACUCGGCUUUGACCCGUCAAUCGCCGCCAAAUUCAUCCUCGAUUUUGGUCUUCUCUUUUCGGAGGCUUUCUGUGCGGCGCUCGUUUUCGUUGCCAUUCGAUGUGAGGCGAAAAAGCUCUUAUUGCCUUUUAUGUAUUCACAGUACUUUGCCAUGGCUUUUUCACUAGCAAUGGCAGUGAUCUUCAUCUUUGAUGUCGAUGCCUGGUUGGGCGAGUUUCGGACACAAAUCGAUAACUACGGGUAUCACAAAACGCGAUUGUUUGUAUGCAUCGGUGCGGCGAUUGGCUGUCUCAUUCACAUUUUGAUUCGUUUCUGGAUUGCUGGCAUUGUGAAGAAAUGCUACCAAUAUCUGGCCGACAUGGAAAAAGCGAGCAAAGUCGAGAAAUUGCCACGAUUC
This is a messenger RNA of Mesorhabditis belari, 594 nucleotides long. The record is from the annotation of a GenBank genome assembly. NCBI's taxonomy places the organism in Eukaryota, Metazoa, Nematoda, Chromadorea, Rhabditida, Rhabditidae.